Messenger RNA from Antechinus flavipes (yellow-footed antechinus), 8739 nucleotides. Its product is annotated as zinc finger protein 383-like. The record is from RefSeq and is a predicted model, not a curated record. Bases 481 to 2238 code for a protein of 585 amino acids. The transcript has 5 exons. Gene Ontology annotation, biological process: negative regulation of transcription by RNA polymerase II. Gene Ontology annotation, molecular function: DNA-binding transcription repressor activity, RNA polymerase II-specific. Lineage: Eukaryota; Metazoa; Chordata; Mammalia; Dasyuromorphia; Dasyuridae.
GGGAGGGAAGGGAGGAGGAGGCAAGGAAGGGGCCGUGGGAUGAGGAGUCCGCUUCUCCCCAAACCUCUGGUCCUCCGGGACCGGCGCCCAGCCUGAUAGCCGGCCAGCGCCACCCUGUGCGCCCCAGCUCGGGCCAGGAGCCACGGGGCCUCGCUCCCAGGCAGGACCCCGGGUUUAGGGUUUCAUCAUUGGCCGGAGGAUGAGGAGGAGCGAGCCAAGACCCUCCACUCGGGCUAGUCAGAGCGGUUGGACCUGCGGCCCCAGGGCUCCUAUCCCGCCUUCCGCUGCCCCAGAGCCGGCGGGCACGAAGGGCAAAUGGGAAGUCUGGGCCCAGAAUGUUAAUGAUCAGCUUCGAACUCACACGGACAGAGCUAGAGCGAGAGCAGCCCCAGAGCAGCCUCCCGAUGGAAGGGGCGGGGCUGAAGCAGGAGUAUGAGGUAGACCCCACCUCCCACCUCUUGCCUGGCAGAAGAUCUGGGCAUGCGCACCAGGCCGCCCCGGUCUCCGGACUACCAUUCCCAAAAGGCCGUUCGGCGUUUCCACAGAUUGUGGGCCCAGUUCCGUCGCGGUUACCAUGGAAACGGUACUUCCGUUCCCUCCCAGAUUCUCGUCACCCUCUGCACUCGCGGCCGCCUCCGCUCAACUCUAUCCUCAGUGGCGGCCGUUGCCGCAGCCCAAACCCUAGUACGUGUCAGGGGGCGCCGUCUGCUCCCCAGAUUUGCCUUCGGAAGCCCUGGCCUCCUGCAGCGGGAGAGGGUGAGGAAGAGGAAGGCCAUGGCCCCCGUGCUGCUGACGGCCAGGGCCUGCCAGGAAUCGGUGACUUUCAGUGAUGUGGCCGUGGACUUCACCCAGGAGGAGUGGGGACACCUGGACCCUUCCCAGAAGGACUUGUACAGGGACGUGAUCCUGGAGAACUACCGGAACCUGGUGUGCCUGGGACUGGCAGCUUCCAAACCGGAGGUGAUCCACCAGCUGGAACGCGGGGAAGCUCCUUGGAUGCCGCCGGGCCCCGUCCCAGAUUCUGAAACUGGGCCAGAAAGCACGGAGUCCAUUCCGAAGCUGGGUACUGCUGUGGAAGACUCAUCCUGGGGACGACUCCCAGGAGACAGUCCCAGUGACUGCAAGCUUGGAGAAAGCUGGGGAAGGGGGGCUGCCUUGGAGAUGGGGCAGAGCACAGAAAAGCACAGCGCUCCGGCGAGAGCCCCUCAGGGGAAGCCUCCGAGAGAUGGGCGAGAGCAGGAGGGCAAAAGAUCCGGAGAUAGCUUCACGCCUGACCCAGGCCUCUUUCCCCAACAGCAAGUCUCUGUAGUGGAGACCCUCUACAAAUGUGACAUACACAGAAGAAGUCUUAGUCUUUCUGCAGACCCAAGUCCGUGUAGCGGAAUCUGCCCCAAGAAGCUACUUUCCAAACAAAAGGGAUGUGGAAAUCCCUUCAGUUACGAUUCGAGCCUUCCUGAGUAUCCAGCGAGGCAGCCCGAAGAGAAAGCCUGUGGCUGCAGCGAGCUGGGGAAGGCCUUCCACCUUCCACCUGAGACUCCCCGGGCCGAAGAGAGACCGUAUGAGUGUCCGGAGUGUGGGCGGGCCUUCAACCACGUGUCCUCCCUCAACUCCCACCAGCGGACGCACACUGGGGAGAGGCCUUACGAAUGUAACGAGUGUGGCAAGGCCUUCUGCAGGAGCACCCACCUCAUCGAGCACCAGACAAUCCACACGGGGGAGAAGCCCUACGAGUGCAGCGAGUGUGGGAGGGCCUUCCGCCAGAGCGCGCAGCUGACUCGCCACCAGAGGAUCCACACGGGAGAGAAGCCUUACAAGUGUCACGAGUGCGGCAAGGCCUUCAACCACAGCUCCUCCCUCACCUCCCAUCACAGGAUCCACACGGGAGAGAGGCCCUACGAGUGUAACGAGUGCGGCAAGGCCUUCAACCACUUCUCUUCCCUCACCUCCCAUUACAGAAUCCACACCGGGGAGAAGCCCUACGAGUGCAGCAUCUGUGGCAAGGCCUUCUACCACAGCUCCUCGCUCACCUUCCACGCCCGAAUCCACACCGGGGAGAGGCCCUACGAGUGCAACGACUGUGGGAAAACCUUUAACCACAUUUCCUCUCUCAUUUCCCAUCACCGGAUCCACACGGGAGAAAAGCCUUACGAGUGCCAUCACUGCGGGCGGGCCUUCCGCCGGAGCACCCAUCUCAGCCGACACCAGGUAGUCCAUACCGGAAACAAGCUCAGUGAGUGAGGGAGAUGGGGCCCGCGGACAGUCCAGAAUCUGAACAGGAGAGGGCCCAGCAAGGCAAGAGGGGCCCUGGAUAGAGAAGGAGAUUCCAACCAAAAUGCAGUCCAUAGAUGAAGCAUGCAUCCGUGUUAGCCGGGGGCCCGUUCUCUCCGUUCCCCAGCCAUCUCCGACCCGAGCGAGAAGAUGAGACCCAAGAAAAGAGCUGGUGACUCGAGAAGUGCUCCUUCAGCUUCACUUUGCAAAAUCCCCAUGUCCUCAGGUCUUCUUCUAGCUAAGGGGCUCACUAAAGCUGCCCCCCGGGAUCCCAUCUGGAUCUGACCCCCAACGGUACUCCCCUCCCGAACUUUGAGGGGCUUUCCUAUAGUCCUUCAGAAGGGAAAAAGUGAAAGGGCAUCCCUCUCCCUCCCAUUCAACAGCAGGCUGCUUCCUGUAAAAGUGGCAGAACCCCUCCAAGCCCAAACUGAUUCUUCUGUCACAUGCUUCAUUGUCUUUCCCAGGGGCUCUUCCCCUGGUCUUCAUCUUUUAUCUAUCUCCUUGGGCUCCAAAAAGGAGGCAGCUUCUUGUCCCCUCCUUCUGCUUCCCAGCAUCUUUUAAUUUCCUCCAUCUCCUUUGUAGAUUCCUCUUGGGCCAACCCUUUGUUGAUUCCAGGGUUUGGGAACCAUCCUCAAUCCCAGUAUUAUCAUCCGUAGGAAGUGACCAUAUACAUGCACACAUACAUACACGAUCACCUUGGGAGGCACCUUUUGUUUGAUUUCCUUUCUGUCAGUGUAUCAAAAUUCAUGCUAUCCCAUGUUUGGAAGCUUUGUUAUUUUUAUUAUAAAUUUUUAAAUGAAUAAUUGCUAUUGGACCACCUUCAUUUCUAAGUAUAUCCCUUCCCUACCAUCGGCUUGGAAGAGCCUUUCUCUGUUGCAAAACCAACCCAUUUGCCAGUGUAUUCAGAGUCCAUUCCACACAGAGAUAGGACAGAGACAUGAUUUGGGAGGCCAAGCUGGGUCUUACAGUCAUACAGAAUUCAAUGUCGAUUGCAAGGGGAGACAAAGAGAGGGCAGUUUUUUCCCUUCUGUUUACAGUGUUGUCACCACUGUACUUUUUUUUUCCUAUUCACUAUGUCAUUAUUUCAUCUAUCCCAUACUUCUCUGAAUUCUUCACAUUUCUUGUUUUUUGUUUAGCCAUGUUCUCAAUUAAUGGGGGUAUUGUUUCCAAUUCUUUGCUACUAUAAAAAGUUUUGUUAAUAAAUCUUUUGGUAUACAUGGAACUUUUUUUCUAUCUUUGACCUCUUUAGCAGAGAGCUCUCUUGAAUCACAAGGUAUGGUUAUGUUAAGAGUAGCAUAAUCCCAAAUCUCAUUUUAGAAUGGACAGACCAGUUAAUAGCUUCACUAACAAGUUCAUUAGUUUGUCUGCCUUUCUAUGUUGCCUCCAAUUCUGCUUCUAAAUAGUAGCACAUUUGGCCAUCUUUGUCAGUUUUCUAGAUAAGGAACUUGAGAGUUGGUUUGAUUUUGCAUUCAUGAUUUGACACAACCUUUCAUACAGUCAUUAGUAAUUUGAAAUUGUUCUCUUGAGAACAGUUCGUAUUUCACUACAUCAAGUGGUGAAUGGUUUUUGGUUUUGUGUAUUUGUUAAUUUCUUAUAUCUUUUGGAUUUGUUUAUUGUUCAGUCGCUUCUGGCUCUGACCCUACUUAGCAAAGAUAUUAGAGUAUUUUGGAUAUCAGACCCUUAUUAGAGAUGAGUAAUGCAAUAUUUUUUCCCAGUGUGACAGCUUCCCUUAUUGUAGUUGCUUUUUGUUUAAGCAAAAUUUUAAAAAUAUUCUAUUUAUUCUUUUAUAAUGGCCUCUUUCUCUUUUUUGUGUAAAGAUUUACUUCCUUAGCCAUGGUUAUGAUAGGCAUUUGAUCUGAUACCAUCUUUUGAUUUUUUAAGGCAUGAUUUUUUUAAAAGUUAAUUUUUAUUUUUCCAAGUUAAAUGUAAAAACUUUUUUUUUUUUUUUUUUUUUUUUGGUUACACAGAAACAUUGCAACAAAAGGGAAAAAAUCACAGGAGAGAAAAAAAAGAAAAAGGGGGAGGGGAAUGAAUAUAGGAUGUAUUGAUUUACAUUCAGUCUCCAUAGUUCUCUCUCUGGACACAGAUGGUGUUUUCCAUACAACAAUUAUUGAAAUUGCCUUGGAUCACUGAAUUGCUGAGAAGUACCAAGUCUGUCACAUUUGAACGCUGCACAAUCUUGCUGUUGCUAUGUACAAUGUUUUUUUGGUUUUGCUGGUUUUGCUCACCAUCAGUUCAUGUAAUCUUUCCAGACAUUUCUAAAAUCAACCUGUUCAUCUUUUUUAUAGAACAAUAAUAUUCCAUUACUUUCCUAUGCCAUAACUUAGUCAUUCCUCAGUUGGUGGGCGUCUAUUCAUUUUCCAAUUCUUUGUCACUACAAAAAGAGCUGAUACAAACAUUUUUGCCUGCUUUUAUGAUUUCUUUGGGACACAGACCCGGUAGAGAUGUUGCUGGAUCAAAGGAUAUGCACAGUUUGAUAGCCCUUUGGCCAUAGUUGCAAAUUGCUCUCCAGAAUGGUUGGAUCAUUUGAUAGUCCACCAGCAAUAUAUUAGUGUCCCAGUUUUUCCACGUCCUCUCCAGCAUUUAUCAUUAUCUUUUCCUGUCAUCUUAAGCAAUCUGAAAAAUGAGAGGUGGGACCUCAGAAUAGUUUUAAUUUGCAUUUCUCUAAUCAAUAGUGAUUUAGAACAUUGUUUUCAUGCAACUAUAGAUAGCUUUAAUUUCUUUAUCUGAAAACCUCCUAUCUUUCCACCAUUUAUCAUUUGGGGAAGGACUUGUAUUCUUAAAAAUUUGAAUUCUUUAUAUAUUUUAGAAAUGAGGCCUUUUAUCAGAAACACUGGCUGUAAAAUAUUUUUUCCCAGCUUUAUUUCCUUUUUAAUCUUGGGUGCAUUGGUUUUGUUUGUGCAAAACCUUUUUUAUUUAAUGUAAUCAGAGUUGUCCAUUUUGCAUUUCAUAAUGUUCUCUAGUUCUUUGGCCAUAAAUCCCUCUCUUCUCCAAAGAUGUGAUAGGUAAACUAUCUCUUGCUCUUAUGGUGUGAUUUUUGAUAUUCAUGUUUGAAUCCACUUUUGAGUUCAUUUUGAUGUGGUGUAAGAUGUUGAUCUAGAGCUUACCAAACUGCUUUCACGUUUUCACUGCAAUUCUUUCACAGGUGGAGCUUUCCCCCAAGUAACUUGUCCUCACUUUUUGAUAUUACAGUUCUCAGGAGUCAAAUUGAAUUCACUUGUGUCUGAUUCUCCCUUGUCUGAUCUUUUCUUGGUGCCAUUUUUAAUCUUUCUUGUCCCUUGCCUAUUUUAUCUAAUCUGUUACCAAAGCACUGAUUUCCCCUUCACAGGCUCUUUUCUAGCCCUCUCUCCUCUCUGUGCCUUCUGCUAUUGUGCUUUUAUUCUUAGCUUCACCUGCCUCUGUCUGGCUCUUCCCUUAUCCGCUUUCCUUCCCUUCUAGUCCAUCUGCCAUUCAUUCAACAAGCAUUUAUUAGUUGUUUGCUGUGUUCCAGGUUAGGGCUAAUUACAAGGAUGUAGAGACCAAAGCAAAACAUCCCCAGAUCCUAAGGAACUUAGAUCCUAUUGAAGGGAAGCAGCAUGAAUGCUGAUGAGAACAAAAUACAAUCUCCACAGAGCCAAGUGAGGUAGGGUGCGAUUCUGAAAGGAAGACUCCGGCCUGGGGAGAUGGUGACCUGGGAGAUGGGUGGUUGUGCAAGGAGCGGAGAGGAAGCCAUUUGGAGUCCGGGAGGGAUGUUCUGUGCCCGGGAGGCUCACCUUCAAAGCCAGACCGCAGCUUCUCUAUGUGGAAGAUGUUCCAACCAGCCAGGUCUUGAGCAGGGGUCCACGGACAUUGGGAAAGGUGAGAUCUCCGUGUAUGGAAGCCCCGAUGCAGAGGAGCCUGUGAUGACCCCAGGAGAAAGAGAAGGGGGAUGGAUGAAGAGACUGGUCAGAGGCAGAAGCAAGGAGAGCUGAAGAGAGAAAUUGUGAGCCCACAUGGCGGCAAGAGGCCGGCCUCGGGACAGAAAUGUCUGGGACUGAAACUAAGGAAAUGUGCUCCAGAGCCCGACCCGAGGCAGAGAGAAAAUGCUCGGUUGGAGAGGCCGGCGAGAGAAAUGGACGGAGGCAGCCGGGCCGGGAGCAGAACAAAUCUCCCCAGUCAGGAAGCACGUUAGGAAGCGCCCGGCGUGUUCAGGAACCGGGGCUACUGAUGCAGAAAAUGAAGCGUCCUCACUCGCCAGGGCGGCCGUCCUCAGUCCCUGCAGGAGCGCUCGGGAAACAACGCGGCUGAGUGGGGGACUGGGAGGGAAGGCACUCCUUUCUCUGAGGGCACCAAGCGGGCUUGAAGGGAGGGAGACCCAGCGGGAAUAUCCAACUAGUCUGGAGAGGGAGGCGAGGAAGGCCUGGAGAAGCUGCCGCACUGCAGUGACCGGGCCCGGGCCGGCCCAAGGGACAAAGACCGUGGAAAAGGGACAGUGAUGGAGGUGCUGGAGGCUGAAGACUGGGAGAGGUGCGGAGAACUGGCGUCGGGCGCCCGAGGCCUUGAUGCCAGCGCCUGCACGUGUCAGGACAGAGCGGGGCUCCCGCGGAGGCAGUUCCUGUCUCUUGUUUUACGCCCAAGGGUUUGAGGCGGGCCUUGAAGCCUGGGGGUCUAUCCUGUUCCUGUUAGCCUCGGGCGCUAGCGCUGUGUGGCCCCGAGUAAACGGCUUAAAUCUGCCUGCCUCGGUUUCCCCAAGUGUCAAGUGGGGAAGCGGCAGCCUUGCGGGGGAGGGGAGAUUAUGAAAAUGGGGAAAUUGUUGUAAAGGGCUUUGCGUGGUACCAGGCACUGAAUAGGUGCUUAAACAAUGCUGGCCUGACGCUAAUUGAGCUCUAGGGCCCGAUGUGGGAGUGUGAUUUCCCAGAAGUGUCCGGAGCGGACGGUUUUGGUUUGUAGCUUUAUUGGGAGAGAAAGGAGGCUUGCAGCAGGGAGAGGACCUGGGAAGGGGCGGGGCAGUGGUGAGCAGUGACGUCAGAGCCGCGCAGUUCUCUGAUUUCUCUGCUAGGAGAGUUAUCUUUCUCUUGGAAACGACAGUGACGAGGAAGGGAUCUGACGACUGAGAGAAAUAAGGAUAAGAGCACUCGGGCCCUUUGGACUCAGGUCGCUGGCUCCGCUGGAGGCGGGUCUUAGGUCCCCAAUCACCGGUGGUGGCCGAGAUCUCUUGGGCUUCCUUCUUCCAGGUCCUCCCGUCCGUCCUGCGGGUGCUGGUUCCCACGUUGUCUCCCGGAGGGCGGGGGCUGACCUCAGCGCAGAACCUGGAGGGGCUUCGGCCAAGAUCGCGGCGGGGUCCGCCUUGCGCGUAACGGGCUCCAGUUGUCUGCAGAGCUUCCCGACCAGCUUGCCUGGCCCCCACGCCCGGAUGGUCACCACCGCCACUGCUCUGCCAAGUGCUUUCUGCAUCUUCCACAGCCCGAUGAGGUGGGGCGGGGGUCAUCGGGCAUCGCAGACCAGGAGACAGUCUCCAAAUUCUGAAGGACUUGCUCAUGUCCGCCUGGCCGCACAGCUCCCUUUAGCCUGGUCUCGUCAUUAUUUCCGAUAUCUCAGGAGGGUCCUGCUGCCGGGAAUACCUCUCUACCUGCUGGAAGCCUGCAGCUCCCUUGAGGCUAGACUCUGAUUUUGCCAUGCUUCUAAACCUUCCUUGAUUCCCCGCUCAUUAAUGAGCUUUGACCCCACUCAUACUUUACCCCACCUUUGGUAUUUUUGUAUUAAAAUUACAUCUAAAUGAUCAAAGGAUGUGAAGAAACGCUUUCUCCAAAAAGACACAAAGACCAUAUGAAUGCCCCAAAUCACUGAUUAUAAGUGAAAUGCAAAUCAGACCAGCCCCGAGGUUUUAGCUCCAUAGCAAGUUGGCAAAGAUGAGAAGGGUUGAUGCAGGAGAGUUAGUGGAAAGACGGGUACCCGGAUGCAUUGUUGGUGAAUGGCGAGUCAGUAUAACCAUUACGGAAGAGCAGUUUGGAACCCUUCGAUUCUGAGAUUUCACUGCUAUACCUAUAACCUGCCCCAGUCUUUGACAACCAGGAGGGGCCCAUAUAUACGAAGAGAUCUGGUAGCAAAGAAGAUGCCCAUCCAUUGGGGAAUGGCUGUGCCGACUGGCACAGGAACAUAAUGCCAUAAGAAACGUCGUGAAUACAGAGAACCCUGGGAAGCUCUCCAAGAACUGACUCAGAGACGACAAAAAAACAAGGGUCAUGUUGACUCCCACGUGAAAAUGGAGAGAACUGGAAAGCUAUUUCAGUGGAACAUUACUAGUGCACUGGUAAAGCCCAAAGAGCAGGGAAGACAGCUCUCCUAUUCCCCUGCAGAAGGCUGAGGAUGUGGCUGUGAAAUGCUGUAUAAGACCUGAGACUUUGAUAUCUGAGAUUUUUUUUCCCCUUUCAUCCUUUUAAUAUGAGCUUGGGAGGAAUAGAGUGGAAAAUGCAGAUGAUGUAAAACAUAAUCAAUAAAAUUUAUUUUUUAAAA